AUGUCGGAGACAGCCAACUUUGUUGCUCCCUUGUCCCAAGGGUUUGGCUAUGGCAUCAUCGUUGGGUUAGGGUUCGCGUUUGCUUUGGUGAUGGUUUUCAUUACCUGGGCCCUUAAAAGAUAUCAGUAUGAAGUCCAAACCUCUGAGAUGUUUUCAACUGCAGGAAGAUCCGUAAAGUCAGGCUUGGUUGCUGCUGCUGUCGUAAGUAGCUGGACUUGGGCUGCCACCCUUCUGCAAUCUUCCGCAGUAGCCUACCAGUACGGAAUUUCGGGGCCAUUCUUCUAUGCAUCAGGUGCCUGCGUGCAGAUUAUUUUAUUCGCAACGCUCGCCAUUGAACUCAAACGGCGAGCCCCUAAUGCACAUACAUUCCUGGAAGUCAUUCGUGCUCGAUAUGGGACUGCUGUCCAUGUGGUCUUCAUUGUUUUUUGCCUGAUGACCAACAUUCUUGUCACUGCAAUGUUGCUCACUGGUGGAUCUGCUGUCUUGACAUCCCUAACUGGAGUUAAUACGGUUGCAGCUUGUUUCCUGCUCCCCAUUGGUGUCGUGCUCUAUACUCUCUUCGGCGGCAUCAAGGCUACUUUUAUCACAGAUUAUAUGCACACUGUGGUUAUCAUCGUCGUUAUUUUUAUCUAUGCAUUCUCCGCUUACGCGACUAAUGAUACUCUUGGAUCUCCGAGUAGAGUUUAUGAUGCUCUAGUUGCGGCGGCUGAUCGUCAUCCUGUGGAGGGUAAUGCUCAGGGCAGUUAUCUCACCAUGCGCUCAAAGGAGGGUGGUAUCUUCUGGGUUAUCAACCUUGUCGGUAACUUUGGGUGUGUAGAUGUCUUGCUGAAGCUUAGUCAAUAUGUGCUAACAGUGUGUUUCAGGACUGUCUUCCUUGACAAUGGGUACUACAACAAAGCUAUUGCUGCGCACCCCGUGCAUGCUUUCCCCGGAUAUGUUAUUGGUGGCCUCUGCUGGUUCGCCAUUCCUUGGCUUUGUGCCAGUACUAUGGGAAUAUCUGCUCUUGCUCUUGAAGGUACUCAGCGCAUGAGUUCGGAGGACGUAACUGCCGGUCUUGUCCUACCUUUCGCUGCUGUCAAGCUUCUGGGAUACAGUGGAGCUGUCUGCACCACACUCAUGAUUUUCAUGGCAGUCACAUCGGCUUUUUCGGCUCAGCUAAUUGCUGUUUCUUCCAUCCUAACUUACGAUAUCUAUCAGGCCUAUAUCAACCCCUCUGCAAAGGGCAAGAGAUUAGUGUGGGUGUCUCACAUGUCCUGUAUUUUCUGGGCUACUGCCAUGGCCGGCUUCGCAACAGGUCUCUACUACGCGGGUAUCGGUAUGGGCUAUCUUUACUUGCUCAUGGGUGUUAUCAUCUCCUCGGCGGUGUUCCCAGGGGCGAUGACCCUCGUCUGGAAGGGACAGAACUGGGUCGCCGCAGCUGCAUCACCUAUCCUGGGACUCGCCGUGUCCCUCAUCGCAUGGCUUGUAACCGCUAAAAAGGAAUCUGGUGUAUUAACCGUCACUACCACCGGCGCAAACUACCCUAUGCUCGCUGGUAACGUCGCCGCCCUCCUCAGCCCCAUUAUAUUCUCCCCAGUCCUUACCUACAUCUUCGGCCCUCAGAACUACGACUACGAAUCUAUGCGCGCCAUCCGCAAAGUUGACGACACAGACGUCGCAGCAGCCGCACACGUCGACAUCGAACUUAUCCCCGGCGAAAACAGUCCCGCUACCAUCAAUGCCGCCAAAGACCAAGAGGAAGAGCGCAAGCUCAACAGGGCCGCGCUCUACUCGCGCACCCUCACCAUCGGCAUGGUCCUGUGCUUCCUGCUCCUGUGGCCGAUCCCCAUGUAUGGCAGCUCAUAUGUGUUCAGCAAGAAGUUCUUCACCGGCUGGGUUGUCGUGGGCAUCAUCUGGCUUUUCUGUACGACUGUUGGGGUGGUGAUUUUCCCACUGUAUGAAGGAAGAGAGAGUAUUAUUCGUACGGCUAGACUUAUGGCUCUUGAUGCGGUUGGUAAGAAGCCGAGAUUUGAGGGACAGGAACAGGCUUCGUCUGGUGCUGCGACGCCAAUGGAAAAAGUGGGUGCUAAGUCAGAUGUGUAG
Aspergillus oryzae RIB40 is the source of this 2082-nucleotide messenger RNA. Its product is annotated as sodium:solute symporter family protein. Gene Ontology annotation, molecular function: urea transmembrane transporter activity; spermidine transmembrane transporter activity; putrescine transmembrane transporter activity. The transcript has 6 exons. The record is from RefSeq and is a predicted model, not a curated record. The coding region runs from base 1 to 2082 and encodes 693 amino acids. Gene Ontology annotation, biological process: urea transmembrane transport; spermidine transport; putrescine transport. NCBI's taxonomy places the organism in Eukaryota, Fungi, Ascomycota, Eurotiomycetes, Eurotiales, Aspergillaceae. Gene Ontology annotation, cellular component: plasma membrane.